AGAAAAUGACCGCUGUAAACGCCAAAUUCCCUGUACCACUCGAGUCAUUCAAGAAACUUACACUUGACUACAAAAACCCACAAUUAAGCAGCCAACAGAGAGCAGACCUUUUGCAUAACAUCAACAUCUUCAGAGAUGCUAUCGUUGCAUUCACUGCUACUGGUUCUGCAAGAGGUGUCUCCGGACACACUGGUGGUCCAUUCGACACUGCACCAGAAGUCUGUAUUUUGUUAGCAUUCAUCAAUGCUAACCCAGAAAAAUUCGUUGACACAUUCUUCGAUGAGGCUGGUCACCGUGUCGCUACACAAUACCUUCUUAGCACAUUAGAUGGCCAUAUCUCUCCAGAGCACUUACUCAACUACCGUGAAGCACACUCCAAGCUCCCAGGUCACCCUGAAUUGGGUCUCUCAGAUGGUGUCAAAUUUUCGUCUGGCCGUCUCGGCCACAUGUGGGCAAUGAUUAACGGUGUUGCAAUGGCAAACAGAUCAAAGAAUGUCAUCUUGUUGGGUUCCGAUGGUUCACAACAGGAAGGUAACGACGCUGAAGCUGCACGUCUCGCUGUUGCACAAAAUCUCAACGUAAAGGUUUUCGUUGAUGACAACGAUGUUACUAUCUCCGGUCAUCCAUCACAAUACUUGAAAGGUUUCAACACUGCCAAGACUCUCGAAGGACAUGGCUUAAAGGUCUUCAGAACAGAGGGUGAAAAUAUUGACAAACUUUAUGCUUCAAUGUGUGAAAUUAUCUCUUACGAUGGUCCAGCUGCUGUUGUAGCUUCAAGAAAGAUUGCACCAGAAGUCGAAGGUAUUGAAGGUGAAUCUCACGCUCACGAUGUUAUUCCUGUCGCUGUUGCUAAGAAAUACCUCACGAAGCGUGGAUACUCAGAGGAUCAAUUAUCAUUCUACGACCAAAUCAAGCCACAAAAAUACCAAUAUGAAUACACUGGUGUUUCAGCUGACAAGGGUGCCAACAGAGUCAUCUUCGGUGAAGCUGUCAACCUUGUUCUCGAUAAGCUCUCCAAAGAGGAGGCACAAAAGCGUGUCAUGGUCAUUGACUCAGAUCUUGAAGGUUCAACUGGUUUGAAGGGUAUUCAUGCAGCCCACCCAGAAGUUUUCAUCCCAUCUGGUGUCAUGGAACGUGGUAACUUCUCAGCAGCAGCAGGUUUCGGUUUCGGUGGUAAUGGUGAGCGCCAAGGUGUUUUCUCAACAUUCUCAGCAUUCUUGGAAAUGUGCUUAUCCGAAAUCACUAUGGCAAGACUCAACUACUGUAACUUCUUGUGUCACUUUUCACACUCAGGUGUAGAUGAAAUGGCUGACAACACUUGUCACUUUGGUCUUAACCACUUCUUUGCGGACAAUGGUUUGCUUGAUACCGCUCAAACAAACCUUUACUUCCCAGCUGAUGGUGAACAAAUGAAGGCUGUCGUUCAAAAGGUCUUCUUCGACAAGGGUCCGAAGUUUGUAUUCUCCACCCGUGCUAAGGUUCCAUACAUUUACAAGGAGGGUACUGAAACCAAGUUAUUCGGUGAAGGAUAUGACUUCGUUCCUGGAAAGGAGGAAGUAAUUAGAAAAGGUUCAGCAGGAUAUGUCAUAUCAUAUGGUGACAUGCUCUACCGUUCAUUAGAUGCAGUUGAGCGCCUCCGUAAAGAAGGUCUCGACGUUGGUUUGAUCAACAAGCCAACCUUGAACGUCGUCGAUGAGGAAACCAUCAAGGAAUACGGUAAAACAGGAUUCGUCUUUGUAGUUGAAUCAAUUUCACAAAAGAACGGUCUCGGAUCUAGAUUAGGUACUCAGUUGUUACAACGCGGAUUCCACACCAAGUAUGACUUCAUGGGUGCUCACACCGAGGGCUGUGGUGGUGUUGAAUUCCAAAUCCCACACCAAGGUUUAGACUCGCCAUCAAUCCAAGCAAGAAUCAAGAAGGUUGCUGGCCGUAAAUAAUUUUAUUGAAAUAAGUUAUCAAAUCACGAUUUGUAAUGUAAAUAUUUAAUGUUUU
This is a messenger RNA of Wallemia mellicola CBS 633.66, 1992 nucleotides long. RefSeq names its product Thiamin diphosphate-binding protein. Bases 6 to 1937 code for a protein of 643 amino acids. Lineage: Eukaryota; Fungi; Basidiomycota; Wallemiomycetes; Wallemiales; Wallemiaceae. Gene Ontology annotation, molecular function: catalytic activity. The record is from RefSeq and is a predicted model, not a curated record. The transcript is spliced from 3 exons.